Molecule: messenger RNA, 701 nt
Organism: Colossoma macropomum (tambaqui)
Lineage: Eukaryota; Metazoa; Chordata; Actinopteri; Characiformes; Serrasalmidae
Product: vasoactive intestinal peptide
Exons: 6
Coding region: 116-577 (153 amino acids)
Biological process (GO): negative regulation of potassium ion transport; phospholipase C-activating G protein-coupled receptor signaling pathway; negative regulation of apoptotic process
Cellular component (GO): extracellular region; neuron projection; perikaryon
Molecular function (GO): neuropeptide hormone activity; peptide hormone receptor binding
Source: RefSeq, a predicted model, not a curated record
AGAGACGUCAGCCGGAGAGCCGAGGAGGCGUCUUCACUCAACUUUGGAGCUAUUUUACCUUCGGCUGGCUCUUCAGCACCACGGUCAGCGCUCACCUCCGGACACAGCCCAGCGCAUGUUUACAGCGAUGUUACAGAGGAACGGAUCUCAGCUGCUUCUCCUCAUAGCGCUCUGCAGCAUCUUCUACUCGCGGACUUUCAGUUUACCCUACUCCUCAAUGAGAGCUGCGAGACACGCGGACGGUCUCUUCACCAGUGGAUACAGUAAACUGCUGGGUCAGCUGUCCGCCAGGCGCUAUCUGGAGUCGCUGAUCGGGAAGAGAGUCAGUGAUGAUCUGAUGGAAGACCAGGCGCCAGUGAAGCGUCACUCAGAUGCAAUAUUCACAGACAACUACAGUCGCUUCCGCAAGCAGAUGGCUGUGAAAAAGUACCUGAACUCCGUCUUAACAGGAAAGAGAAGUCUAGAAGACCCUCCCAAUGAGCAGGAGGAAUCCACCGGAGGAGAGACCACCUACCGGGAGAGCUACGACGAUCUCACUGUAGAUGAACUUCUGAACCAUAUACCACUGCCGCUCUGAGGACGACCACCCGAUAAGGAAACGCAAUUACCGGCGACUGUCAUAGACAUUCCAUAUCCAGAUAAUAGUAAAGGAUAUCAGCAUUUAACUCUGAAACAAUGUGUCUCGACAUAACAAAAAAAAA